This is a messenger RNA of Geosmithia morbida, 1878 nucleotides long. Its product is annotated as Beta-glucosidase/6-phospho-beta-glucosidase/beta-galactosidase. Bases 1 to 1878 code for a protein of 625 amino acids. NCBI's taxonomy places the organism in Eukaryota, Fungi, Ascomycota, Sordariomycetes, Hypocreales, Bionectriaceae. Gene Ontology annotation, molecular function: beta-glucosidase activity. The transcript is spliced from 2 exons. The record is from RefSeq and is a predicted model, not a curated record. Gene Ontology annotation, biological process: carbohydrate metabolic process.
AUGGUGGCCCUCAGGACCGUCGUACUUCUGGUCUCGGCCGUCUCGGUCGUCUCGGCGCAGCAAGUGUACAAGCCCGUGGACGGACCGGACAACAGGUCGCAAUGCGCCGAUACGCAGACGGCCAAGGAGCCGACCUAUUCCUUCUCGCAGUUUUCCUACACCAUGACGACGACGGUGAGGUACGCGACGUCCCGGCCCUCGCCCACGGCGACGUCGACGUACGCCGCCCCGCCAGAGUCCCUCACACUCCUGAUCCCCGAGCAGUCGUACACGACAUGGGGCAGGUGGGAGCCCGGAUCCGACGCCACGGCAACGGACACGGACGACCCAUACGGGCAGGCCGCGUGGACGUCCCUGUGGGAGUCUGCCGACCCCCCCGGCUUCACCGACUCGGCCAGCAGCCUGUACUCGACGACGGUGGAGCCGACGGCCGUGCCCAGCAGCGAGCUCGUCCUGCCGCCCGGUGGCUACUUCGGCCCCACGGACUGCUACACCUUCCCGGCCGGCUUCGAGGUCGGCGUCUCCAGCUCGGCGGCGCAGAUCGAGGGCGCCACCGCUCAGGAGGGCAAGGGCCCAUCCCUCCUGGACCUGAACGUCCGCGACGGCCGGCCCAAGGACUACGUCACCAACGAGCACUACUACUACUACAAGCAGGACAUCGAGCGCGUGGCGGCCAUGGGGGUCAAGCACUUCUCCUUCAGCAUAUCGUGGGCGCGCAUCCUCCCGUUUGCCCUGCCGGGCACACCCGUCAACCAGGAGGGCAUCGACCACUACAACGACGUCAUCGACUACGUUCUGGGCAAAGGCAUGGUCCCCGUCGUCACGCUGCUGCACUUCGACACGCCGGUCCAGUUCUUCGCCGGGAACCUGACGGCCGUCGGCGACACGCCCGUCAUCGGCUUCACCAACGGCGGGUACCAGAACGAGACCUUCCCGGACGCCUUCGUCAACUACGCAAAGAUCGUCAUGGCCCACUACGCCGACCGCGUUCCCACCUGGUUCACCUUCAACGAGCCCCUGCUUCACUCGUUCAACGGAGUGUCCGUCGACCACGUGCUGCGCUCGCACGCGCGCGUCUCGCACUUUUACAGGCACGAGCUCGGGGCCAGCGGCAAGGUCUCCUUCAAGCUGAGCAACAGCUUCGGCGUCCCGCGCGACCCGCGGAGCGACGCCGACGUCUACGCCGCCAACCACUUCAACUCCUUCUACCUCGAGACCUUUGGAAACCCCGUCUUUCGAGGUGAAGACUACCCGGAGUCGUACAAGUCCACGGUCCACGACUACGUCCCGCUGUCCGAUGAGGACCUCGAGUACAUGAACGGCACCGCCGACUUCCUUGCCAUAGACCCUUACACCGCCACCGUCGUCGCGCCCCCCACCCCCGGACACGUGAGCAGCAUCAGAGAGUGCGCCGCGGACUACGGCUCCGCCUACCGCCCUACCUGCGUCAGCCAGACCACCGUCGACGUCUACGGCUGGGACAUAGGCUACCGCUCCCAGUCCUACGUCUACGUCACCCCAACGUACCUCCGUGCCCACCUCGGCUACCUCUGGAACACGUUCCGUGCCCCCGUCAUGAUCACCGAGUUCGGCUACCCCGUCUACGCCGAGGCUGACAAGGAGCUGUCCGACCAGCUCUACGACCUGCCUCGCAGCUACUACUACCUCAGCUUCAUGUCCGAGGUCCUCAAGGCCAUCUGGGAGGAUGGUGUCAAUGUCAUCGGUGCAUAUGCCUGGAGCUUUGCUGAUAACUGGGAAUUUGGCGAUUACGACCAGCACUUCGGCAUCCAGACCGUCAACAGGACCACCCAGGAGAGGCACUACAAGAAGAGUUUCUUCGACUUUGUUGAUUUCGCCAAGACGCGUGGAGCGGAGUAG